AUGGAUGGUAAAAGCUAUCUGAAGCAGUAUGGUUGGAAGGAAGGGGAGGCUCUUCAAAGUGGCGGUAUUAAGAAACCGAUUCUUGUGAAGCAUAAAAACGAUAAGAAGGGUAUAGGUCAUCAACCGAAUGGUGGAGUCGAUGCCUGGUGGGAGCGACUGUUUGAUGGGCAGCUCAAGGCAUUGGAUGUGAAUAACAAGGACGGUGAUGUGAGUUUCAAGCAAGAAGAAUACGUGGCCACAGGAGUUGCAGUGUCGGACUCACCGUUGUAUAGAAUGUUUGUACGGGGAGAGACGCUUGGUGGAACUGUU
This is a messenger RNA of Williopsis jadinii, 309 nucleotides long. RefSeq names its product Tma23p (gene TMA23). The transcript has a single exon. Lineage: Eukaryota; Fungi; Ascomycota; Saccharomycetes; Phaffomycetales; Wickerhamomycetaceae. The record is from RefSeq and is a predicted model, not a curated record. The annotation marks the transcript as partial.